Molecule: messenger RNA, 1427 nt
Organism: Phycodurus eques (leafy seadragon)
Lineage: Eukaryota; Metazoa; Chordata; Actinopteri; Syngnathiformes; Syngnathidae
Gene: cdk20
Product: cyclin dependent kinase 20
Exons: 9
Coding region: 390-1427 (345 amino acids)
Biological process (GO): protein phosphorylation
Cellular component (GO): nucleus
Molecular function (GO): ATP binding; cyclin-dependent protein serine/threonine kinase activity
Source: RefSeq, a predicted model, not a curated record
AACCAGCGUAUACUGGAAACGUGUCGAUAAACAAAUCGGUUCGAGGUCAUAAUUCCAUUUAUUUCAAGCCUUUCCGACUGGUUAAGAUGUUUAACACCAAACAAACGCGAGCCGCUCGAAUGUUUGCGAUAGUUAAAUAAGAGUAAUUGCUUCACAAUGUUUGGAACCACCGUGUUUUGCUGAGCGAGCUUGGCAAGCUAACAGGUUACCGAGGCAACGAGAGUCCACCGUGACGCGACGUCUGGAGCUUUUCUGCCCUCUAAAGUGACAAAAGUUAUCUGAACACACUGUCCAUAUGGAGGAGGUCUAGAAGCUAGACGAUCCUCAACAAUUAAUUUAACUCCUCCAGUCUCAUGAAGUUGGUCCAUAAAAUGACGGCAGGUGACUAAAUGGAGCAGUACAGCAUUCUGGGUCGCAUCGGGGAAGGAGCUCACGGCAUCGUGUUCAAGGCCAAACACGUGGAGACGGGAGAAACGGUGGCGCUGAAGAAGGUGGCUCUCAGGCGUUUGGAGGACGCCAUUCCCAACCAGGCCCUGCGGGAGAUCAAGGCCCUGCAGGAGAUUGAGGACAACCAGCAUGUGGUGAGGCUGAAGGACGUCUUCCCGCACGGCACCGGCUUUGUCCUGGUCUUUGACUUCAUGCUGUCUGACCUCUCUGAGGUCAUCCGCAACUCCCGGCGACCUCUGACCCCGGUGCAGGUCAAAGGUUACAUGCUGAUGCUUCUGAAGGGUGUGGCCUUCCUGCAUCAGAACAACAUCAUGCACCGGGACCUGAAGCCCGCCAACCUUCUCAUCAGCUCAUCGGGACACUUGAAGAUUGCCGAUUUUGGUCUGGCUCGCCUCCUCAGCCGGCAAGAGGAGCGACUCUACAGCCACCAAGUGGCCACAAGGUGGUAUCGUGCUCCUGAGUUGCUGUAUGGGGCCAGGAAGUAUGACGAGGGCGUCGACCUGUGGGCAGUCGGUUGCAUUUUCGGGGAGCUGCUGAACUCGUCCCCUCUGUUUCCUGGUGAGAACGACAUCGAGCAGCUGUGUUGUGUCCUCCGGGUGCUCGGGACACCCACGUGUGACACCUGGCCUGAGAUGGCAGAGUUGCCCGAUUACAAUAAAAUCACCUUCAAGGAGAACCCCGCCAUCCCAUUAGAGGAGAUCGUUCCCGACUCCUGCCCCCACGCCAUCAGCCUGCUCUACAACUUCCUGGUUUACCCAUCCAAGCGGCGAUGCCCCGCCCGGCAGGCUCUCCUCCAUCCGUACUUCUUCUGCUCGCCUCUUCCCGCCCACCGCUCGGAGCUGCCCAUCCCUCAGAGGGGCGGCGGGCACCGCCUCCACCCGCGGCCGCAGGCGGCGCCUGCCGACUUCUCGGCGGACGCGCCCCUGAGCGACAGCCUGGUACAGCCCGCGCUGCUGCGGGGACAUGCCUCUUGCCUGUGA